CAUACGUACACGGCAACUUUAUUUCAAACUGAUUUAUGAUGCAUGAGGGGCAGUAAAUGAAUAAACUGUCAUUGAACGACACUCUUUGUGGCAGAAUACAUGUUAAGAUCAAAACAUGGCGAUUUCAUUGCUGUUGCACACAGAAUAACGACAGUGAGAACUUCCCCCAUGCCACCUAAGCCUCAGAAUCAACACAGAAUUCCUGGCAAAAUUGAAAAAUAUCCGGAUAUGCCCCCACGCUGAUUGAGUGCGCACGGAUUUAGGUUGCCAUAUUCGGGACUUGGUCGCAUCCAACCCGUCAUGGUGAUGUUGUUUGUCUGCUAGCAAGCAAACUGCUGUGAGCGUGUGCGCCAACACAGACGAACUCGCGGCAUGGAAACAACGGAUAGUUUAUUCUCCAAGGCUACCAACUACUAACCAGAAGUUACUGCAUUGUAUAAGAUUUGGGCCGUCUUUACUCUGUGGCAGAGCUCAUGGCGAAGCUCUUUAGGCUCUUUAGCUCGAUCGCGAGACGAUCAAGCUGCUCACGUGAUCGAGCGUCGCUGGUGGCUGGGGCAACACCAAAGCUUGGAGAGUGCGCCGCCUAGUCGCGUUUGCUUACUGAAUAUCGUCAGGUUUGCGCCGGUUGCGCCGCUUUGAAUCGCGGGUUCGAUUUUUUCUCAGUUAUCAAUUGAACUCAACACUUGCGAUAAUGCCGCCAGCACUCAGCGACGAGGAGACCUCGGACUACGAGACAGCGCAGCCCGUCAAGUCCCCGCGCAAGUCAAAUUCCAUGUCCAGCGACGCGAGCGACGCGCUUGCAUUACUCCGGCGAAACGGACGACCCAGCAGGAAGGAAGAGAAAGGGUCGACUGAUGUAGAAGUGGCCGUGUACGCGGAAGUGGAUGCGGAGGACGAUGAGGAGGAGGACGAUGGGGAAGAGCUUGACGAAGAUGUGUUCAUCGUUGAAGCCAUCAAGAAGCACAUGAUCGACGAAGAUGGAACGUUGAAAUUCCACGUUAAAUGGGAGGGCUACGAAAAAAAGUCGGACAUGACCUGGGAGCCCGAGGAGAAUUUACAGGAAUCAGCUGGCGAUAUUCUGGCCAACUACCUCGAAUCCAUCGGCGGGCGAGAAAAGAUAUUUGAGGAGACACAGGAAGCUGCCAAAGGCAAGAAGCGCGGCCGUACCUCAAGCACGGCGCAAUCUGCCAGCACAAAGCGCUCCAAGAGAAACGGGACACAUCCUAGCGAAUCGACGCCGCCAGCGACAUCAGACAAGUGGAAUCCUCCGGCAGGAUCGUGGGAGGACGAAAUCGAUACGAUUGACGCCUGCGAAGACGAAGGCAGCGGCCGGCUCAUUGUUUACCUUGUGUGGAAAAACGGACGUAAGACGAAGCACGACACAAAGGUCAUUUACAAGAAGUGCCCGCAAAAAAUGUUGGCAUUCUACGAACGCCAUGUACGAAUCAUCAGAGAAGGGAAUAUGCAGCUGACUGAGUGAAGAGGUACAACGCUCAAGUGAGGAGACGUUGGAAGGAAAUCAAGAGCGAAGGAGUCAUCAUUCGCCCCUUUUCUGUCUCAUGAAAAUGGUGUUCCGGGAUUGAAUUUAUUCUUCGACUACUUCCUACAAUUGUUGUAUGAAGGCUGGCGUAUGUGGAUUGUUUUGGUUCUAACGUUUACUUAAUCUUCGCGCCUGUUUUCUUACCAGCUACGAUUUCGCAAUUACAUGGCCUCUUGCCAUUAGUUACUACGACCUAACUAGCUUCUAUUAACAAUAGAAGUAGUAUGGACUGCAGUUGCGGUGUACAUAUAUCGGCUGCUGGAGGUAUUUUUGCAGAGUGCCGUCUGACUUUGUAUCUUUACAUGACGAUGUUAAUUUAUUCGUGGAUGACUGAAUGAAGCUACUUAUUGACUGACA
This is a messenger RNA of Trichoderma atroviride IMI 206040, 1897 nucleotides long. RefSeq lists its product as uncharacterized. Gene Ontology annotation, biological process: chromatin organization; negative regulation of transcription by RNA polymerase II. Lineage: Eukaryota; Fungi; Ascomycota; Sordariomycetes; Hypocreales; Hypocreaceae. Gene Ontology annotation, molecular function: chromatin binding. Gene Ontology annotation, cellular component: nucleus; pericentric heterochromatin. The record is from RefSeq and is a predicted model, not a curated record.